AGAGAGAGAGAGAGAGAAAGAAAGAGACGGGAAGGAGAGUCGAGAGAGAAGGUAGAGGUGGAAAAUGGAACUAGGGUUCCGGCGACGACAAGAUACAACGAGGUUGAACGGUGGCGUAUAUGACAUGUGACCACCGGAGCAGAUACAGUUGGUGAUGGUAACGACUAUAUUAACAAUUCUUGUCGAUUUUAGGGUAUGAGAAGUUGGGGUGAGUUUUCGAUGACAAAAAGUUGUGAAGAUAUCUGGCCAGAAGAUUAGGGUUCCGGAGAGCCCUUUCACUACAUAACUGCCAUCUUCUCCAACAAAGUCAACCAGGGACUCGGGCUGUUGGUGAGGUUGAGAAGCCGAUUACCGGUAAGCUUUUUCUUUAAAACCUAUGGAUCAUACCAAAUCUUCUUCCUUCCUGACUGCAGAGGAGGAAAACAAUGAGUCGGUCUAGCAGAACGCUGUAUGUUGGUAACCUUCCUGGGGAUAUUCGAGAGCGAGAAGUGGAAGAUUUGUUCUACAAGUAUGGUCCAAUAGCUCAUAUUGAAUUGAAAGUUCCACCAAGACCUCCAGGUUAUGCUUUUGUUGAGUUUGAGGAGGCUCGUGAUGCCGAUGAUGCUAUUGGUGGUCGCGAUGGCUACGAUUUUGAUGGGCACAAAUUACGGGUGGAACUUGCCCAUGGUGGUCGAGGCAGCUCAUCUUAUAAAGAUCGUUAUAGCAGUCAUAGCAGCGGUUGUGGUGGUCGGGGUGGUGGAGUUUCUCGACGGUCUGGUCAGUUGACUUUUCAUGGUCGAACCCGACACUGGUGGCUAGCGGGAGCGAUGACGGUUCUGUUAAGCUCUGGAAUAUCAAUCAGGCAAUUUUAUUCGAAAACUAAACGUAACUACGAUUAUUUAACUAACAGUGAUUUAUAAUCGAAAAAUUUGAUG
This is a messenger RNA of Helianthus annuus (common sunflower), 914 nucleotides long. RefSeq names its product serine/arginine-rich splicing factor SR34B. Gene Ontology annotation, biological process: mRNA splicing, via spliceosome. Gene Ontology annotation, molecular function: RNA binding. The transcript has 6 exons. Lineage: Eukaryota; Viridiplantae; Streptophyta; Magnoliopsida; Asterales; Asteraceae. The record is from RefSeq and is a predicted model, not a curated record. Gene Ontology annotation, cellular component: nuclear speck. The coding region runs from base 426 to 899 and encodes 157 amino acids.